Messenger RNA from Staurois parvus, 332 nucleotides. NCBI's taxonomy places the organism in Eukaryota, Metazoa, Chordata, Amphibia, Anura, Ranidae. The record is from the annotation of a GenBank genome assembly.
AUGUUCUGCCACAAUGAUGUUCAGGAAGGAAACAUUCUGCUAUUGUCGGCUCGUUCUACCCACCCGACAGAUAAGCUCAUGCUCAUUGACUUUGAAUACAGCAGCUACAAUUAUAGAGGAUUUGACAUUGGGAAUCACUUUUGUGAAUGGGUGUACAAUUAUCAACAUGAUGAGUGGCCAUUUUACAAAGCAGAACUAAGCAACUAUCCAAACCGACAGCAGCAGCUCCACUUUUUCCACUCGUACCUAUUGGAAAAUAGUCCAGAGCUCAAGGAGGAGGAUCGGCAUAUUCAGGCGGAGGCAAUGGUUAUUGAAGUGAACCGGUAAGAAAA